AUGUCUUCCCGCUUGGUUGGUUUCAGCAUUGGUUCGAGUUCCAACAUAGAACAGUCGAAGACGGCGUCUCACCGACAAUCAUAUGACGACGAAAAUCAGUCCAUAGAGUUGCUGCUGUUCGGCAAACGACCACUGAUGUUUGUUAGUAAACCUGGUUCUCUUCUUCGUCAAUCAUUGAUUCAGAUCAAUCCAAACUCACUCGAGAAUAAUGCUUCUUUCGAUUCAUCGGCUUUGUUAUCAACAGUGAAGAAUGCUACUAUCACCAGCAACAACUCGAGCAUCUCAUUGGAACAAGCAAACUACGAUAUCGAAAUUAAGAAGCCGCCCAGGUUCCCCCUUCCGGAAAAGGCAAACACACAGCAGGAGUACGGAACUUCUUCUACUACAGACGAAGUGUACUACGAGGCUUCGCUUGUUCUCCAGCAAGAAAUUGUACCUCCGACUUCAAACAAUUCAAUUGUGGUCCCCAAAUCUCUUUUUCAAACUCAUACUGCCAUAGACAGCUUACCUACCAAGUACUAUCCCACUUUAUUGCUGGAGAGAAUCCCGCCAGUAGUAUCUGUCCAAAUCCAGCCUCAAAUGAGAAGAGAAUUGUCCAAAGACAGAACACCUUUGGAUUAUAAAAAACUCAGUCUGUCCUUCAGUUUUGCGGAUGAUCAUUGCUUUGCUGCUCCACUAUGCGAGAGAGCAAAUGCAUUGCAUGAGGAGCAAGCGUUGUUACAUAUUCUUGAGUUCGAAAUGGAGAACCUCAGCCCAAGUGGAAACAUGAAGAAAGACUUCUGGAAACAAUUUGUAACAGGAUUUAUGUCUUUUUUUCACUUUUCAACCGAAGACUAUUACGAAAUGUAUCCUUGGGCAAAAUAUACAAUCCGAGACCACUCGGUGCCUUCAAUUGGAAAGAAUCAUGAAGUGGACUUGGACGACGUCUAUGUCUUCAUUUACAUGUGA
This is a messenger RNA of Scheffersomyces stipitis CBS 6054, 948 nucleotides long. RefSeq lists its product as uncharacterized. The record is from RefSeq and is a predicted model, not a curated record. The coding region runs from base 1 to 948 and encodes 315 amino acids. Lineage: Eukaryota; Fungi; Ascomycota; Pichiomycetes; Serinales; Debaryomycetaceae. The transcript has a single exon.